Molecule: messenger RNA, 1454 nt
Organism: Moneuplotes crassus
Lineage: Eukaryota; Ciliophora; Spirotrichea; Euplotida; Euplotidae
Source: the annotation of a GenBank genome assembly
AUAUAAUUUAUAAAACAUGAAGAAUAAUAUAACAGGUGUGUAUAACGAGCUUGAUGAUGAUCAAAUGUUCCAAUUCCAAUUGACAGAACUUGGCUCCUCAUGUAAUAGUAAGAAUCUCAGUCAAGGAUAUCUACCUGAAAUUAACUGAAAACUAGAAGAUGACAAACAGAAGAAAUGUAAUGGAGCUUACUGUCAAAAAUUGGCUAAAACUGAGCAACCAAAAGAUACCUCUAUCAAUGUAGGAUCUUUUGAUAAAAAGAAGGUGAAGACUAUGCACUCACAAGAACUGCUUAUCCAAGAAGUUACUCAUAAUACUUCUCAUCUCUACCAAGAUGGCAUAACUAGAAAAGAAGAUGUAAAUGAAAUUUUAGAGCACAGCCCUUCUACCGACAUCGUGAUCUCUGAUGAAGAAAGUGUUCAUUUUAGCCUCUUCGAUAGUCCUUCUCCAACCCAGUUUGAAGGGAAAGAAUUUGAUGCCCUAAGUGAGCUUAUCCUAUCAUCAAAAUUCGGCCUUUAUUGAUCAGGCAGCUUCGAAGAUUCAAUAGACCAAAAAAUUUUACAGGACUAUCCUGAGGAGCAAACCGCUUGUGGCUCCCCUGCACCAACAAAGCAAAGCCAGGCCAAGCCUAACUGGGAGAAGGUUAGCAAGAACCUCUCGGAAAGUGACUUUGCUGAGUUAGAGGAAAUAAAGUUGCCCAGGAGGAAUUCUUCCAGCGAGGAUAAGGAACCAAUGACUGGUGAGGAAGCAUUUGAGUACCUAAGACAAGCGAUUAUUCAGAAAGAAGAUUUCUUUAUAAAGGAGAGGGAAGAGCCUCGUAGAGGCAGACCUGAAAAUGUAGCUACCAACAGCAUGAGAAGAAUGAUAGACAUUUUCAGGGAGUCUUUAAAGAAUAAAUGAACCCAAACCAGAAAGAACAAAGAUUCGAAAAGACCCGAUGCUAUAAUCACUAUUGUCUUCAGAGCAGUGAAUAAGGAGUCGAAUAAUUUUAUGCUCAAAACAGGUUCGAAGUGAAAGUUCAAGUCUGAUGAUUUUGGGGACUAUUUCAAGUGCUGGGUCAAGAAUUAUAUCAGAUUUUGCUGAAAGUUUCAUUCUAUAUCAAAUCCACAAGAGAUGGAGGAUCUCUUUUUCUACCACAUUGUGUUGAGCUACCCCAGGAAUAAAGUUCUCAAGACUCUACAGGUUUUCUUUGAGGAUGAACCUGUAAAGCUUAAGAAGUUUGAAGAUCUUGUUAAAGGGAGGAGCAAAACUUCUAAAAUUGCUAUCAUUGAAUUCUACACAAAGAACCCCUACUUCAAGAGGGUUUUUGAUGACUUUGAAAAGAAAAUCAGAGAUCCAGCCUUGAAUUUGAUCCCUAACAAGGCUGCAAGGGAAGAAAUGUUGAAAGCAUGAGAGAAAAUCUCCAAAGGAAGAUAACCAAGGCAUCUUUAAUUUACUUAAUAUUUUCACAAACUUU